Molecule: messenger RNA, 2983 nt
Organism: Centropristis striata (black sea bass)
Lineage: Eukaryota; Metazoa; Chordata; Actinopteri; Perciformes; Serranidae
Product: chemerin-like receptor 1
Exons: 2
Coding region: 86-1228 (380 amino acids)
Biological process (GO): phospholipase C-activating G protein-coupled receptor signaling pathway; inflammatory response; complement receptor mediated signaling pathway
Cellular component (GO): plasma membrane
Molecular function (GO): complement receptor activity; G protein-coupled receptor activity
Source: RefSeq, a predicted model, not a curated record
CACGGACUAGUCAGACUCGCACAGUGUGGCUUUUGCAGCGGACACAUCUGACCGGACUGGCGCUUUAAGAGAAGGUAAUAAGACAAUGAUGGAGCUAAUGACCGCUAGCCCUUCUUAUCACUUCAAUUCAACAGACGCCACUGGAAGAAAUGACUCUUUGUACGAUGGUGACGAUGAAUAUGACUAUAAGGACGAACAUGCAGAACUGAGACAGUCUCUCAACAUCAUGUCUCUCAUUGUUUACUGCCUGGCCUUUGUUCUCGGUGUUCUCGGGAAUGGAGUGGUUAUCUGGGUGACCGGCUUCAAGAUGAAGAAAACCGUUAACACAGUUUGGUUCCUCAACCUGGCUGUGGCCGACUUCCUCUUCACAGCGUUCCUGCCCCUGAGUGUGACCUACACAGCUAUGGAUUUCCACUGGCCUUUCGGCAAGUUCAUGUGCAAACUGAACAGCACGAUAAGCUUUCUGAACAUGUUCGCCAGCGUCUACAUCCUGGUGGUGAUCAGCGUGGACAGGUGUGUGUCUGUGGUGUGGCCCGUCUGGGCUCAGAACCACCGAAGUGUCCAGAAGGCGUCCUUUGUGAGUCUGGGCGUUUGGGUCCUGGCUCUGGUUCUCAGCGCUCCGUACUUCAUCUUCAGGGACACCGGACCAUCGUACAACAAUGACGACAUCAUCAACUGCUUCAACAACUUUGCCUUUUCUGACGACUAUGAAACACCGUCUGUCAAUCAGCUGCGACAGUUUCGUCAUCAGGCCAUGACCAUCACCCGCUUCCUCCUGGGAUUUGUUGUCCCCUUCACAGUCAUCGUCUCCUGUUAUGCUGUGAUAAUCCAUCGCCUCAGAAGAAACCGCACCCUGGCCAGCCAGUCCAGUCGCCCCUUUAAGAUCAUCGCCGCAGUUAUCACCACCUUCUUCCUGUGCUGGGCUCCUUAUCACAUCAUGGCUCUAAUUGAGAUGGUCAAUCACAUGGCUACCCAUACAAAUGAAACAUUGGAUCAUGUCACCACUAUCGGAGUCCCCAUCGCAACCAGCCUGGCCUUCCUCAACAGCUGCCUGAAUCCACUGCUGUACGUGUUCAUGGGACAAGAUUUCAAAGACAAAGUCCGCAAAUCCAUCCUGAAUGUGCUGGAGACCGCCUUCCAGGAAGAGGUUUCCCGCUCUUAUACCUACACAAACUCCAUGGUCACUAGUCGGAGCAAAGAGAAGUCAGUUUCUGAUGCCGAGGUGUAAAGUUGUCCAUGACAUGACUAAAAAAUACUGUAACUGUACAUAGAAAAUGUAACUGUACAUAACAAAUAUCUAAGCUUUUGUUGUUGUCGUUUUUGUAUUAAAGUACGCUGAAAUCGACCGAUACAUUAUAUGAGAUUGAAACAUUUCACCGGUGACAGUUUGACUGAUAGGAGUUAUGAUUGGCAUCUUCACCAGCAGUACUUACAAUCUGGAGGAGCAGAAAUGAUGACAUGAAUACUUUUAGAUCUAUUUGUAAUGCAUUUAAACAUUUCGAAAAGAUGCUAAAUUAAAAUGUCCUUAUUGAUAAUUAUAACGUUUUUUUUCUUGGAUGAAAGAAAAAGAUGCACACACAAAUUACAGACGUAGCCAAAGCUACAAAAACGUAAUAACCUACAGAGAAAGUGGCUAUAAUUAUGUUUUGAGUAACAAUGGUGCCUCUUUAUGACACAGUCCUAUUGUUGGCUGCACUUUGACUCACAGCAAUGUAUUUACUCUGUGCAAUACUAGACCUACUGGAUUUGAUAUGUCUUUUAUUUUAAUGAGAGAGAGAGAAAAAAGUCAUAAUUUCAAAAUAGCUAUUAAAACAGUUUAGAGUUCAGUUUGUAUAACACAUGCAACAAAAAAGGUAAAAUUUAGUUGGCAAAGGGAACUUUACAUGCUUCACCUGUCACAUACAGUCCAGAUGUUGAUUCCUUCAGUAUGUGACAGAAAAGAAAAUGUUUGAAGAAUGAUAUUAGACCAUAUUAAUAAUUUAAACCCACCUUGAUAAUAUAGUAUGACAAAGAAAGAAGAAGCCUUUCUUGCCAUAUGAUACAGUAAGAUAUAAAAUAAUGUAUUGCAACAUAAUUCUAAAGAGUCUACAGUGUGAAAUAGUUUUGGUGAACCAAGAGAGAAUUUCCCAACUUGCCCUUUACACGUAACUCAAUCCAACCAUGUAAAGUGGGCAGCUACUUCAAUUUAUUAUGCUAGAUUUACUUGCUUAUUUACUCGUGGAUUGAGUAAAAUACCCUGUAAUGUCUAUUUCUUAUCCCACCUGCCAUGAGACAAAAUCAUUUGACUGAUCUGUCUUGACUGCUAAAUGUCUGCUGCAUGCUUUGAUAACAUCUUUUUUACAUUUGUUAUUCAGCACUAGGAAAGGCUAAUGUAAACCUAAUGCACACCUUUAUAACAACUCUGAGAUUAUCAUGCUUAAAUUAGCAGCGGCUGCAUUGUAUACUUGGCUUGGUUUAAUAUUUUGAUAAUUUUUUUUUUUUCGGGGGGCAAUUUGUUCACUAUAUGAGUACGUGUAUUUUGUGCCAUAAUCUGUAAAUGUAUCCUUUACAGAUUAUUUUAAUACGUGAUUAAUCUGCAAGUUGUGUACUUUCUCUAAAUCAAAAAUGUCGUGUUAAAAAACAAAAAUUGAGAAAAUUGUCGUUCCCACUUUCAAGUGUCUAUUUUUGUCCAACCAAAAGCGAAAAAAGAAAAGAUUUUCAGUUCAUUAUAAACAUAAUUUUUUUUAAAGUCAAAUUUUAGAAGCUAUAGGAUCAGUAAAUAUUUGUAAUUUUUGUCCAAAAAAUAAAUGAAGAAAAAUGGAACACUUAUCUUAUGUACAGUAUGACUUUGGUUCAUGUGGCAUAUUGUGAUGAACCACACGGUAAAAGAUUUGUUUUAAUGUAAACAAUGUAAAUGAUAAUUUGAUUGUCUCUAUAAAUGAUGAUAAUGAGUGCUAUUGUGGUUCCUGUUGUGUAUUAAAAUUGUUAAUAAAAUAUUAUUUUG